Messenger RNA from Varanus komodoensis (Komodo dragon), 3345 nucleotides. RefSeq names its product monocarboxylate transporter 13-like. Gene Ontology annotation, molecular function: monocarboxylic acid transmembrane transporter activity. The transcript is spliced from 6 exons. The coding region runs from base 952 to 2340 and encodes 462 amino acids. The record is from RefSeq and is a predicted model, not a curated record. Lineage: Eukaryota; Metazoa; Chordata; Lepidosauria; Squamata; Varanidae. Gene Ontology annotation, biological process: transmembrane transport; monocarboxylic acid transport.
CGCAGCCGAGAGCCGCCCGAGCGCCUGGGCUGCCGGCCCGCAUCUGCACGGCCCGACACGUGCGUGCAUGGCUCGCCGGAUUCAGGAGGCCGCAGUAACGGUGCAUGGCGUGAUCGACUCACACCCUCUCAGCAGACUCCAUCGGGUCUCCCGAGUCCCAGUCCAAGUCCGUCACGACUGCACGGAGCUGAUUCUGGUUUGGAAGGAAAAGGGCACGGCUGACUGGCGAUCGCUGGAGCUGUAGACAUGUAUGUACCUGAACGGGCAUAAGAUCCUGCCUUAACAGAGUAUUUCCCUGGACACGUGAAAAGCAAGGAGGAGAGAAAAUCUAAAAUCCACAGUUGGGCCGGCCCAACUGAAAUUGUCGCAAAAAUGUGCCAGGCUUGGUGUUCCCAAGGGGUAACCACGAGAUGCGAUGAUCCGGGAAUGUGAGACCCUCCUCCGGCUCUCGUGAGUGGAAGCGUCUCGGCCCAGUGGCAAAGCGUCUGAGUCAGGCCCCUGUGGGUUUGGGCACAGGGUGAGGAGGCCAGCGGGGUGGCUGUUCCAGCCUUUUCAGACCGAGCAGCUGUCCGCGGAGAACUCCAUCAGGAGUGAUUUCCCUGCUUCCCUCUAGUCGACCACUCAGUGAGCGAGCCCGGCAGCAGCGACCGUAGCGAACCUGCGAGGGCGGAAAGUCAGCAGGGGCUGUGCUUCUCCGCUGGCUGGGCAGAUUCUCUGCAGCCAGCGAGCUCCUGGCUUUCCGGGAACGAGUUCCUUCCCCCCGCCAAGUUGCUGACCUGGAGAAGCUCAGAGGGCCUGGUGGAUGAGACCCGUGGGGCCGAGGGAGGUGCCCCGAACCCUGGGCGGCAGCUCCCGUGGAGACGGGGGCUUUGUUGAAGGAGGGCGGCACCCUGAGGAGCAGAGAAACGUUCCCCUGGAAGCAGCGCACUCCCUGGAAGACAAGCAGAGUCCAUGCCGGGCCUGGGGGCGGUCCACCCUGAGCCGCCGGACGGGGGCUGGGGGUGGGUGAUUGUGCUGGCCGCCUUCGCCCAGUCGGCCCUGGUCUUCGGCGUGAUCCGCUCCUUCGGGGUCUUCUUCGUGGAGUUCGUGGCGCACUUCAGCGAAUUGUCCGGACGCAUCUCCUGGAUCACGUCCAUCGGGAUCGCAGUGCAGCAGUUUGCCAGUCCCGUGGGCAGUGCCCUGAGCUCCUGCUAUGGGGCCCGCCCGGUCAUCAUGGCUGGGGGGUUCUUCUCGGCCUUGGGGCUCUUCCUGGCGUCCUUUGCCAGCUGCCUGGCCCACCUGUACCUCUGCAUCGGGCUCCUGUCAGGUUUCGGCUGGGCGCUGGUCUUCACCCCCUCGAUGGCUUCCGUGGCACGCUACUUCGAGAAGCGCCGGAUGCUGGCCACGAGCCUGGCGCUGACGGGCGUGGGGCUCUCCUCGUUCGCCUUCUCCCCGCUCUUCCAGCUGCUGGUGGACGUCUACGCGUGGCGCGGGGCCCUGAUGAUCGUGGCCGCCAUGUCCUUCAACCUGGUGGUCUGCGGGGCCCUCGUCCGGCCCCUGGCCCUGACGGGGGACCCGCUGCGCCCGCCCCAGGGCGGCCUGGUGGGGCUGAGCCGGAAGACGCUCUCCUCGCUCUUCGGCCUGCACCUCCUCGCCCACUGCCCCUUCAUGCGCUUCGUCUGCGCCGUGACCCUGAUCAACACGGGGUACUUCAUCCCCUACAUCCACCUGGUGGCCCGGGCGAGGGAGCUGCGCGUGGACGAGUACCAGGCCGCCUUCCUGAUGUCCGUGGCGGCCGCGGCCGACCUGUGCGGCCGCCUCUUCUCCGGCUGGCUGGGCAGCUGCUGCCGGGCCGUGCGGCUGAUCCACCUCCUGGUGCUCUGGACCCUGCUGACGGGGGCCUCGCUGCUGCUGCUGCCCUGGGCCCGCACGUACCCGCCCCUGGUGGCCGUCAGCCUGAGCUACGGCUUCUUCUCCGGAGCUCUUUCGCCCGUGGUCUUCUCCAUCAUCCCAGAGAUCGUGGGCAUCGGGAACAUCUUCAGCUCCAUGGGGCUGCUGCAGAUGAUCGAGAGCAUCGGGGGGCUCCUGGGGGCGCCGCUCUCAGGCUUCCUGAGGGACUUGACGGGGGACUACGUGGCCUCCUUCUUGGCCGCCGGCGCCUUCCUCGUGGCGGGCAGCCUCGUCCUGCUCACCGUGCCCGGCUUCUGCAGCCGCCCAGCCUCGGCAGCGCCACAGGAACCCAGCGCCAGGGCGGAGGCCGGGGCGGGCCCCCCCUCGUCGCCAGAGCCUCGCCCUGUGGUGGUCCUCGCUUCGCCCACGGCCACCGUGCCCGGGGCAGGGCAACUGCUCUCGGCCAGCUGAUGCCCGUGCCGUGACCCGGGGCAGCGGUGCGAUGCGGGGCGGAGGGCCGAGCGCCGUCGGGGCCGGUGAACCAGGUGCCUCCUCCGCCCAGGAGAGCGGCCUGGCGUGCGUCCGGCUUGGCUCAGCCGCGAGCGAUGCAGGCCCAGGUCUUGCCCGGCUCCCCCGAGGUGCAGAAGGGAGUUCCAAGGCAGGCCUCUCAUUGCUGCUGUUUGUGGCAUCCCUGACCGGGCCGCCUUUCCUCCAGAGAAGUGAGCCGGGCCUCCCAGCACCCUGCGUGCCCCCCUGCCUCUAGGGAGCGCUGCCGGAGCCUCGCCAGCAGGCCUGGCCCUCGUGCCGGGCUCCCCAGGCCGGCCUGCAGAGGCACCGGGGCUGCCCUCCUUCCUUCGGGGCCCCUCGGAAGGGCGGAGAGGUGCGGCUCCAGGGAGAGUCGGAAAGGCACGUUCCCUGCUCCAGGGCGACAGCUCUGCGUUGGUGUACUUGGCGAUGCUCCUGCCCUGGGGGGCACUUCGGGGAAGGCGGCUCCCCCCACAUCGCUGCCCCACCCGCCCACAGAGAUGACCCACGGGCUGCGUCGGCGGAAGGAGCCCCUCCUGCCUCCGGUGCUUCCUGGUCUAGGACCAAUCAUGUUCCGAAAGGCGAGAUGGAGCCACUUCUGGGGAACGGUGCUCAUGUGCCACAGCAGGAGCCGGAGGGCAACUCCGAAAGGGGGGAUUUCUCUCCCAGGGAGAUGCAGGAAGGCGCUAAUCCCCCCCCCCAUGCUGCCCUCCCUGGUCCAGCAGGAGAGGGCGCACCUCGGCGCUCUGAUGGGCACAUGGCCAGCCACUGCACGGAAUCGCUCUGCCCCGCCGUCCCCCUGGGCCUGGGCCUCUCCAGGGCUGGAGGAUCCUCCAGUGGCCCGAGGAGCAAGGUUUCUGCCUGGAAAGGGUCGCAGAUUGUGAUUUGCGGGAUCUGGUCUCCCGACAGCUCCCCCUCGGGCCGUGGCAGCACGGCCGACAAACCCUCAAA